AUGGCCCAUACACUUAGUGAUUUUCGAAGACGCGAGUAUUGUACUUCACCUCCUAAAAAGAAGUCCAAGUCUAAUGUUUCUAAAGAGAGGGAUGGUAGCUCCAAGAAAAAGACAACGGUAUUAGCGGCCCAAAAGAAGACAACAGACUUAGCAUCCAAGGAAUUUUCGCAUCCAAAGAAGUCGAAUUCUAAGCCUAAGUCCAACUUAGAGGUGGUGGGUAGUUGUGAUCGUAAAACACAAGAAUCAACCACCAAAAGCAAGAAAGCAGGACUUGUAUACGAUGCAAUUCAAGGUCUUGGCCCGUCAUGCAAAUACUUGCAGUUUAUCAUGACUUCGGCGCCUGAUGAUAUAUAUGAUAAUACUACCAUCCCAUUGGCGGCCUCAGUUUGGCACUCGGAUUUUGAUCAAGAAACAUACAUAACUGCGUCUGAUAUAGGAGAGUUCCUUCGCGGGGCGUGCUUAAACAUUUCAGCGAUCCAAGUCUACAUAUUGUAAUUAAAUGUUUUAUUGUUGUUAAUAUAACUAUUAUUUCUUUGAAGUUUUUUCUCUUUAUCGAUCUUAAUAGUGUAAUCUUGUUUAU
Spinacia oleracea (spinach) is the source of this 580-nucleotide messenger RNA. RefSeq lists its product as uncharacterized. The transcript has 3 exons. The record is from RefSeq and is a predicted model, not a curated record. The coding region runs from base 1 to 495 and encodes 164 amino acids. NCBI's taxonomy places the organism in Eukaryota, Viridiplantae, Streptophyta, Magnoliopsida, Caryophyllales, Amaranthaceae.